This is a messenger RNA of Odocoileus virginianus texanus, 1855 nucleotides long. RefSeq names its product failed axon connections homolog, metaxin like GST domain containing (gene FAXC). NCBI's taxonomy places the organism in Eukaryota, Metazoa, Chordata, Mammalia, Artiodactyla, Cervidae. The record is from RefSeq and is a predicted model, not a curated record. Gene Ontology annotation, cellular component: cytoplasm.
CUCCGCGCGGCCCCAGGUGAGUCCCGCGCGCGCCCNGCCCGGCCGCGCCGGCCCCUUCCCAUGCGGGCGGCGCGGGCCCUGGGAGGGGCGCCCGCAGCCAGCCGCGCAGCAUGCACUGGGGGGUUGGCUUUGCCUCGUCCAGGCCGUGCGUGGUGGAUCUGAGCUGGAACCAGAGCGUCUCCUUCUUCGGCUGGUGGGCCGGGUCCGAGGAGCCCUUCUCCUUUUAUGGGGACAUCAUCGCUUUCCCUUUGCAGGAUUACGGUGGGAUCAUGGCAGGGCUGGGCUCCGAUCCCUGGUGGAAGAAAACCCUUUACUUGACCGGGGGAGCUUUGCUGGCCGCAGCUGCGUAUCUGCUCCACGAACUCCUGGUCAUUAGGAAACAGCAAGAGAUUGACUCCAAAGAUGCUAUUAUUUUGCAUCAGUUUGCAAGACCUAACAAUGGUGUCCCCAGUUUAUCUCCUUUCUGUUUGAAAAUGGAAACUUAUUUAAGGAUGGCUGACUUACCCUAUCAGAAUUAUUUUGGUGGAAAACUCUCUGCUCAAGGGAAAAUGCCUUGGAUUGAAUAUAAUCAUGAAAAAGUUUCCGGGACAGAAUUCAUAAUUGACUUUCUGGAAGAGAAACUUGGAGUGAAUUUAAACAAAAACCUUGGUCCUCAUGAACGAGCCAUCUCCAGGGCAGUGACUAAGAUGGUGGAGGAGCAUUUCUACUGGACCUUAGCUUAUUGCCAGUGGGUGGACAAUCUCAAUGAGACCCGGAAGAUGCUCUCUCUUAGUGGUGGCGGUCCCUUCAGUAACCUGCUGAGGUGGGUCGUGUGCCACAUAACGAAAGGAAUCGUGAAACGCGAGAUGCAUGGCCACGGCAUUGGCCGCUUCUCCGAGGAGGAGAUUUACAUGCUGAUGGAGAAGGACAUGCGGUCUUUAGCAGGGCUUCUGGGUGACAAGAAGUACAUCAUGGGGCCCAAGCUCUCCACCCUCGACGCUACUGUCUUUGGACACUUGGCCCAGGCAAUGUGGACCUUACCUGGGACGAGACCUGAACGGCUGAUUAAAGGUGAGCUGAUCAAUCUGGCUAUGUACUGUGAGAGGAUAAGGAGAAAAUUCUGGCCCGAGUGGCACCACGAGGAUGACAACACCAUCUACGAGUCAGAGGAGAGCAGUGAAGGAAGCAAGACACACACGCCCCUGCUGGAUUUCAGCUUUUACUCAAGGACAGAGACCUUUGAAGACGAGGGAGCAGAGAACAGUUUUUCCAGAACCCCAGACACAGAUUUCACUGGACACUCGCUCUUUGACUCCGACGUGGACAUGGAUGACUACACAGACCACGAACAAUGCAAGUGACGGUCAGCCUUGCUGACCCUCCUUUGCUGGAGCUGCCUCUCCCUGGGGUCCGUCCAGCUUCCCAGGCAGAAAUCCAUCGAGCUGGGAGCAGAUCUUCAUGCUCGGCACGGUUCUCGCAAGCUAACUGGAGUAGGGCAGCCUUAUUCCUCUUUUGUACAAACCAGACACAGAACCAUUCCUAUGGCUCCCUUUAAAACAAAGAGGCAAAAAAAUAAAAAAGUCAGCAUGGUUCCUAAAAUUCAUUUUUGUUUUCAUUAGAAAACUAACGUUGUGUGGUAGAGCAGGUGCAAGAGCGGGUUGUCCACAGACUGCUUAGACAUUGGUCCCCUGCAACCCAAGGGCUUAGGUGUGAGCUGGAUCCUUGAACGUCCUUCAUCUGGUAGGAUUCAGAGUCGUGAGUGAUGUCAUCAGAAGGAAUGCAGGAGAUAAGUGUUCUUUGGUGGCCGCUUGUAUUUUCUGUGUGUAUAUUGUAUGUUGAAAUAUAAGUCAAAUAAAAUCCAUAGAUAUUCAGUGAA